AUGCCAGCAGCAACGCCUCCGUAUAAUGACGGCAUCCUGGAGACGCAGGGCGCAGAGAAGUCUGGCCUAGAUGGCAAUCGAACGCCGGCCCUCGCGCAUCGGAUGAAGCACGACAAAUCGAUCCUCGCGUUAGCAGUGUCUUCACAGUACAUCUUCGCUGGAACACAGGGCGGGGAGAUCCUAGUGUUCAGCCUCGAUACCUACGAGCGACGCAGUGUCAUACAUGCGCACAAGGGCAGCGUGCUCGGCUUGUGUCUGUCGCAUGACCGCAAGUGGCUGUUCUCGAGCGCAGCAGAUCCGAUCGUCAAUGUCUGGUGCACGUCGACCUUCAGACACCUCUACGCGCUCUGGUCGCCAUACGAUAUCGGAGACAUUUUCUGCGUCGCAUACUCCUCACAACAUCGCACCGUCUACCUCGGAGCCCAGAACACAAGCAUACAAUGGUACGAUUUGAAGGAGAAAGACACUAGACCGGCCCCGAGUCUGUCAUCGCAUCCUGCAGAGCGAAAGAACAAAUUCUUCGACUCCCUAGGACCGGGCGGCGCGCAAACCCCGAAGCCCAGCGGGGCAGAUACGAGACCACGCGACGCAGUAGGCGGGCAAGAGCUGCAAAUCGACAGCCAUGACAUCUGCCAAUUUGCCCACUACGGAUACGUACAUUGCAUGCUCCUGGGCAGCGGGAUCAUACCGGAGGCGCCAUCCGAGGAGAUUCUGGUCUCGGGUGGAGGAGACGGGCGUAUCUUGCUGUGGCGCAUAGAUCCCGCACAGCGUGGUGCCAUCACAAGCCUCUACACAUUGGAAGAUGGAAGGGAGGAAGGUGAAUCCAUACUUUCACUCGCCAGAGAGGGCUCUUUCCUGUACAGUGGGCGCUUCGACGGCGAGGUCAACGUGUGGGAUCUUGAAACCCGGCAACUCGUGCGAAGUCUCAAAGCGACUACCGGUGAUGUUCAUACCCUAACAUUGGGUGCCGGCGUUCUGUACGCUGGUGGUAAAACCGGUGUAAUGCAGAAAUUCAACGAGCAUUACGAAACCAUCACGACCUUCAAGGCACACGACGGCCUAAUUCUCGCUUCCGCGUUUACCAGAUACAACGAUAAGCCAACCCUCGUUACCGGCGGCAAUGACAAUACUGUGGUUAUCUGGGAAGUCAGAGAUUGUGCGGAGCCCAACGCCGUCUCACGCAGAAGCAACAACGAUCUCAUGGUGGAGUCAUUGAGACAAGGGGCGUCUUACUUGCGUUCCGUCUUCCAGAAUUUUGGCGCUGUUACCGAGAUGAUCAACACAAGCGAGUACAACCCAAUUGUGUUUGCAAAAUUCCGCGGCAACCCGGCUACAGCGGCCUCACGUAAGAAAAUUCUGUUCUACGGGCACUACGAUGUUAUCCCUGCAGAAAACGAACACCGCAAGUGGAAACACCAUCCCUUCGAGCUGACAGGAGAGGGAGGCUAUUUAUAUGGUCGCGGGACGUCUGACAACAAAGGCCCGAUUAUGGCUGCCAUCUACGCAGCUCAUGAGCUUGCAAAUGAACAGCGCCUGGAUUCCGACAUCAUCUUCCUCAUAGAAGGUGAAGAGGAGAGUGGCUCUCGCGGUUUUGAAAGAGCUGUGCAAGCCAGGAAAGAUCUCAUUGGUGAUGUUGACUGGAUCCUCCUGGCCAACAGCUAUUGGCUCGACGACCAUGUGCCCUGCCUGACUUACGGACUCCGAGGAGUCAUACAUGCUACUGUGCAGAUUGAGAGUAAGCAUCCUGACUUGCACAGUGGUGUAGAUGGAAGUGCUUUGCUAGACGAACCGCUCAAAGAUCUUGUCAUGCUGCUAUCACGAUUGACCGCACGACAUGGCAAGGUUCAGAUCCCAGGUUUCUACGACCCUAUCCUACCUUUGACAGAGGAUGAAGAGGGACUCUAUACCGAGAUUACCGAAACACUUUUACGUGGUAACCCAGAUCUUGGCGAUGCAGGAGAGCUAGCACAGUCAUUGAUGCGCAGAUGGCGAGAGGCUUCACUCACCAUCCAUCGCUUCCAGACUUCUGGUCCUGAUAACUCAACCAUCAUUCCUCGUCUUGCUAAGGCUGCCUUAUCGAUACGACUGGUACCGAAUCAAGAAGCUGGCGACGUAGCAGAGAGUCUCAAGUCCUUCAUGCAAUCUGAGUUCGAAGAUCUUGACUCAAAGAACCAGCUCAAGGUAACAAUCGACCACCAAGCCGAGCCGUGGCUUGGUGAUUUCAACAACGAGAUCUUCCAGACGCUUGAGCGCGCCAUCAUGUCAGUAUGGGGUCCAACGCUUGGACAGCGAAGGGAAAGCAUGUCUAUAGUUCAGCCGCCCGACUACUUCUCGCCAUUAUCACGAGCAGCGGCCGAGCCUUCAACACCUACUGCUAAAGACAAGCCUGCGCCAGCAACAUCAAAUACUCUGGCCAACUCAUCCGACCCCGCUCUUGCAGGGCCUGUCCCAUCAUCUGGCAACUCGACGCCGGACCACACUCGAAGCGAAGUAGCGUCUCGUAAGCCUCUGUACAUCCGGGAAGGUGGCUCUAUCCCCAGUAUCAGAUUCCUAGAGAAAGAGUUCAAUGCACCUGCUGCGCAUCUGCCGUGCGGCCAAGCAAGUGACAGCGCGCAUUUGGACAACGAGCGCCUGAGGUUAGUGAACCUGUACAAUAGCAAGAAGAUCUUCAAGGAAGUUUUCCGGGAGCUGCCGAAGAAAUGA
Messenger RNA from Alternaria novae-zelandiae, 2703 nucleotides. RefSeq lists its product as uncharacterized. The transcript has 7 exons. Gene Ontology annotation, molecular function: peptidase activity; protein binding. The coding region runs from base 1 to 2703 and encodes 900 amino acids. The record is from RefSeq and is a predicted model, not a curated record. Gene Ontology annotation, biological process: glutathione catabolic process; proteolysis. Lineage: Eukaryota; Fungi; Ascomycota; Dothideomycetes; Pleosporales; Pleosporaceae.